CAAGCAACGAAUACGAGUGGUUCUUCUGCGAUGAAAACAACCAGUGGAUAAAGUAUGGCCAAAUUAGUUCUGGAAAUGAUACGAAUUGCGUUCCUACCCAAGGUUCUGACGACAUCGAAAAGCAUUACAAGACUAAGCCUGGCCAGGUGAUGACAAUCAAGAGCCGACAGCAAACGUACGUGUUGGACCUAACGACCAUGACGCAAACCAACGUGAGAACAAGAGUUCAGCGACCCAUGAGGCGCAAAGUACGAGAAGUACGCAGGCAAAAGCAGUUCGGACCCAUGGCAGGUGGGUCGCAUGGUUCAUCAUCUACGUCAGCAUCAACAACGUUGUUCACUGAAAUCCCCUUUGGACAAACGAGUUACGCGACACCCAUUCGAGCAAACCAUGCCGAGUACGGCAAAGUUCUGUCACUGCUGAGGUCCACAAAUUGUCAACCCCGCAACAUCUUCAAAGUGAAAAACCCCCACCUCAAAGCAGCGUUUGAUAUCAAGAAGGCUCAACUUCAGAGCCAAUAUCCAGGUGUUCGGUACAGGGAAGAGUACCUCUUUCACGGAACGAAUUCUGUCAACGUCAAAGCCAUUCUUGAAGAAAACAUUGACUGGAGACUUCAUGGAUCCAAUGCAGGACAAAAUCAGGGAAGAGGAGCAUAUUUCUCUAACAAUGCACAAUUUUCUCGCGGCUACGGGGAAGUCAUCUUCAUCUGCAAGGUGCUCGUGGGUCUCACCGCCCCCGGCAACGCCCAGACCGUCAAGCCUCCAAAAGACGGGUACGUCCCUCCUACGUAG
Molecule: messenger RNA, 791 nt
Organism: Hyalella azteca
Lineage: Eukaryota; Metazoa; Arthropoda; Malacostraca; Amphipoda; Hyalellidae
Product: protein mono-ADP-ribosyltransferase PARP11-like
Molecular function (GO): NAD+ poly-ADP-ribosyltransferase activity
Source: RefSeq, a predicted model, not a curated record